Anopheles bellator is the source of this 2681-nucleotide messenger RNA. Its product is annotated as probable ATP-dependent RNA helicase DDX43. The coding region runs from base 118 to 2139 and encodes 673 amino acids. The record is from RefSeq and is a predicted model, not a curated record. The transcript has 2 exons. Gene Ontology annotation, molecular function: RNA helicase activity; ATP binding; RNA binding. Lineage: Eukaryota; Metazoa; Arthropoda; Insecta; Diptera; Culicidae.
UUUGAGUAAAGCACGCGAACGCGAAUCUUGUUAAAAUUUAGCAGUGGCAACAUACUUUUCCUCGGCAACUUACUUUUCCGUUCGUCGUUCUAAACGUUAACUCUCCCGAAAGAUAAAAUGUGGUCUGACGAAUGCUGGGAUGACGAUAUCUCCCCGUCGUCGCAGCCCUUGGCAAGUAGCGUUCCUCAACGCGAUACGCGUCCUCGAGGUUUCGAUUCAACGGACCGAAACUCUGUCACAAUACCGCUUCGCAGGGCUAUUGUUCCGAAAGUGAUUGGAAGAGGUGGAGCUACAAUACGACAAUUACGAGAACAAACUGGUGCUCGGAUCGUUGUUGAUUCGUCGACGGACAGUGACGGGACCGUCCGCAUAUCCGGAACACCUAGCGAAAUAGAAGCAGCCCGCGAACGUGUGAACGACAUAAUAAAUGGCUCAAGAGUAGGAUCCGGAAAUCAACAUAAUGAGCAUUAUCGUUCUCGUCCAAAGGCUGAUUAUGGUAGUUACGAUCGUUUUUCUGAAAACCGUUAUGGGAACGAUUCAAGCGAUAGCUGGAAUCAAUCGAGAAGCCGCAGGGAAGAUGGAGGACGUCAUCAUCAUCAAGAAAGACGGGAACAGAGUUCGACGACGGCAAGCAGAGGUAACGAUGACAAGGACUUUGAGCUAAUCGACUGGGACGCACUGAAUAAGGCAUCAGACGAAGCUUCGCGCGAAAAAUGGUCCAAGUGUCCUCCGCUGGUGAAGAUGUUUUAUCGAGAGCACGAUGAAGUAGCAAAGCUAACAGCAGAGACGGUGGCAGCCUUUCGCGAGGCCAACAACAACAUCGUGGUCGACCGUACAUUCAAAAACACAGCCGAAGAACAGUCACCGAUCCCGAAUCCAGUUGGCGAGUUUUACCAUGCGUUUGGCGAUUAUCCAGAUUUGAUGGAUGAAUUAAAAAAACAAAAGUUCCUAAAGCCUACACCGAUCCAGACACAAGCUUGGCCAGUUUUGUUGCGCGGCGAAGAUCUGAUAGGAAUUGCACAGACAGGCACAGGCAAAACAUUGGCCUUCCUUUUACCUGCUUUUAUACACAUCGAAGGGCAACCAGUCUCUCGGGCGAAACGCGGAGGUCCGAACGUGCUAGUCCUAGCACCCACGAGAGAACUCGCCCUACAAAUCGAAAAAGAAGUGGCCAAGUAUCAGUUUCGCAACAUCAAAGCCGUUUGCCUCUAUGGUGGCGGCGAUCGUCGAGCACAAGUGGGUGCUGUUCAACGCGGAGUGGAGAUCCUGAUUGCAACGCCCGGCCGCCUGAAUGAUCUUGUGGAGGCUGGCAUAGUUAACGUGUCGAGCAUCACAUAUCUGGUUUUGGACGAAGCCGAUCGAAUGCUCGAUAUGGGCUUCGAACCCCAGAUUCGCAAGGUUUUGCUAGACAUCAGGCCUGAUCGACAAACUGUGAUGACCAGCGCUACGUGGCCCGAUGGUGUUCGAAGGUUAGCGCAAAGUUACAUGCAUGACCCGAUACAAGUGUACAUUGGGUCGCUUGAUCUAGCUGCCACUCACACGGUUACCCAACUGAUUGAAGUUAUGGAUGAAGAGGACAAGUACCACCGCAUAAUUGAGUUUGUGACGCACAUGCAACCGAAGGAUAAGGUAAUCAUAUUUUGUGGCAAAAAGUCCCGCGCCGACGACCUUUCUUCGGAAUUCGUGCUGGCCAACAUAGCUUGUCAGUCGAUUCAUGGUGAUCGCGAACAAUCCGAUCGUGAGCAAGCACUAGAGGACAUUAAACGGGGCUAUGUAAACAUUUUAAUCGCAACGGAUGUAGCGUCGCGUGGGCUUGAUAUCGAAGAUGUAACGCACGUGAUAAACUAUGAUUUUCCGCGCAACAUUGAGGAGUAUGUGCAUCGUGUGGGGCGAACUGGCCGUGCUGGAAGGACGGGUAUAUCGCUUAGUUUCCUCACCCGUUCUAACUGGUCGGUAGCAGCGGAGCUGAUAAAAAUUCUGGAAGAAGCCAGCCAAGAGGUUCCGGCCGAAAUUCGUGACAUGGCGGAGCGGUUUGCCGCAAAAAAGGAUCGUGAUGACCGUACCCGUAGAGGAGGUGGCCUAGGUUACAGAGGAGGCGGUGGCGGUGGCCGAUACAGUGGCAACACUCGACGCUGGUAGUUUUCUUUUUAAUUUAAUUUCUUUCCAUGCGGAUUUCGGUCUUUACGCAAAACAUGUUUUUCCAUUUUUUCCCUUCAAUUAUAUAAACGUUAUGAAACAAAACAUCAAACAUUUAAAUUAAAUGUUUGCUUUGACCCUCAAGAGACAGGCUAACCUGUAUUCGACGGAGAAUUUAUUAUAAAAACAGAAUUAGCAUCGUCACUUUAUUGUUAAAUUUGACAUGAUGCCUUAAGAAAUAUGACAGUACGAGAAUAAGAAUUUCUAUAACUAGUUUCAACAAUCGAUUUACCUGCACUAUGGUUGUGUUUAUUAUUUUCAUCCAUUUCUUUUCAAAACAAGCUUUUUGUGUCAAAUUAUUCAAAUGAAAUACCAAAUUACGAGUUGUCGGAUAAUAAAACAUUCCACAUAUCCAACAGUUAUGAACCUAUAUGUGGCAGAAGGAGAGCUAUCUGAAUCCGUAUAUAUCAAUGUUGUUAUGCUGGCUCUGUGGAAGUUAUAAAUUAAGUUUGAAUUGAAUUUUAUUCUGUACCCGAAGAAGUCGU